Messenger RNA from Exophiala viscosa, 4752 nucleotides. RefSeq lists its product as uncharacterized. Bases 1 to 4752 code for a protein of 1583 amino acids. Gene Ontology annotation, molecular function: phosphatidylinositol-4,5-bisphosphate binding; actin filament binding. NCBI's taxonomy places the organism in Eukaryota, Fungi, Ascomycota, Eurotiomycetes, Chaetothyriales, Herpotrichiellaceae. Gene Ontology annotation, biological process: actin filament severing; barbed-end actin filament capping. The record is from RefSeq and is a predicted model, not a curated record. The transcript has 3 exons.
AUGGCCGCGUCAAAGGAUGGAUCCGAGUCUGUGGACGACUUUCUCGCCCGCAUAUCAAGCUUGAACUCAAAACAAGGUGAGGAAGAGGCGGAGCGAUCGAGGAGGAUGGAGGAAGAAAUGUUGCAAGCUAGAAAGGAGAGGCAGGCAAGAAGAGCUGAGCGCGCACGAUCUCUUUCUCCCUCCAAAACUGGCCCUACACCCUCCUUGCGCCUCGUCGGAGAGAGCACACCCAAAUCCAGGCAAGCGAUCGAACCUCCUGUAGCCCUGACUCCUCCUCUACAGUCUCGCACUCUUGGCCGAGCUGGGGCGAGCUCGCCAAAGUCCGGCAGGACCCCAGUAUCCUCACUUGACUUCUCCCGGCCAUCAGUUUCAUCUCUUAGCGAAGAGCCAUCAAUGCCCAGUCCACCCACUAAUGCAACUGCGCUGUCACGGAGUGGAACUUUGUCCUGGAAGCAGAGGCCUCUGUCGAGGGGUACUGGCUCUUUCAGAGCAAGACCGCAGUCUGUGGCAUCUUUGUCUGACACAAGCCUGGCACCGAAGCUCAGCCACCAAAAAGAUGCGGAGGAAAUGUCGCGACAAGACAUUGCGGCCUCAUUAGGAGUAAAAGAUCCUGCAUUUUUCCGCCAAACAGCGGACCGUGGUCUCGGCUCCGCCGCAUACCGGAAAAAUGAUAGCGAUGCAGAUAGGCCUCCCUCUUUUGCUCAGGGCAGUUUGAGGCUUCCAGGGAUGUCGAACGGAACAGGCCAGGCUACUGAACGCUCGAAGGACUUCGAACCUGCUGGUCUUCGUGAAAGCCUUCCCACGAUACGCUCUCCACCGGCGUUGGAUCAGCGACGGGCGCAUAAUCUUGGAGCUGGAGUUCCCGCCCGUCCACUUUCAGUAGCCACGUCCACUCCGACUAAAUCACCGAUGUUGGACCUGCCUGCCUUCAAGCCUUUGGACCUCACUGCCCCCUCCGACCCAGACGUCUCCAGUCUUGAUCGCACCUCAAGCGUGCUGCGCUCAGACGGACGCCCACUAUCUCCAACCAAAGGAUUGGGAGGAUUUGUUGAGAGCGCAAUGAUGAAAAGAUCAGACAGCGUAAACAAGAGAUGGAGUGUUCAGGCCAAUGCAGGUCUUAAGCGUGGAGACUCUAUCGCAGGCUCUCGGCCGCCACAUCUCUCCGGCGUCUCUGGAUUCAGCCCAGGACACAGUCGCAAUACUUCAAAGGAUGCAAGAAUGGAGGGUAAUUCGUCACCCCUGUCAAGCUCCAGGCCGGUUUCAAGCCAUGGUGUCGGUCUUGCAAGCGUCACAAGAGGCCGUCCACUUCCCUUGCCUGAAGAGAGUGAAGCUGUAUUCGCUCCUGCGCCUUCGGUAGAAUCACAAACCAAGGAACGCAUGCCAACGGAGUCUCCCAAUCGGGAGCCGAAAGAACUACCAAUGACCCCACCGCCUUUAGAAUCGCCAUUGGGUCGAAGUCCUUCGAAGACUAUGGAUCCACGUCGCUGGAGUCCAACAAAGGCAAGUUGGCUCGAAAGUGCAUUGAACAAACCCGACACUUCCAGAUUCACGGCCGCUAAACCAGAAGUACCAGCGUGGAAGUUGAACAUGCAACGCUCCAAGUUUGAACAACAGCCUCAAGUCACUGAAUCGGCCGCUAUUGCUGAUAUCAAAACGGCCACCCCCUCCAAGCCACGUCCUCAAAAGACAACAUCACCAGAAAGACAUCACAUUGCUCAUGCAGAAAGAGAAGAUUCUCCACCAAGACAGAAUGUGAAGAAGACGAGGGCCCCAGAAGUGUCGCAAGUCGAGCAGAGAUCUACUCCUGCAGCCGAGGAGUCGGUCCUCAACAAGAUUGAGGAGAAACCAGCUGUCCCGUCCAAGAGAAACAUCACUCCUGUCCAGCAGCAGUCCUCGCCUGACGUGGCAUCACCUGCUUCACUCAAAGCCGAUUCAAAAUCCGAGACGAAACCUCCAGCUGUAAAACCUAAACCUCAGACGCCGCCGAAAACAGAUUUUAGAGCCAGCCUCAAGUCGCGACAAGGAGGGGCAGGGACGAGUAACGAAACGGAGCCUGAGUUCAAAGCAGUCUUUGGCAAACUGAAGCGGGCCCAGACCCAAAAUUAUGUUGCCCCUGACGUGCUUAAAAACAACAUUACUAAGGGAAAGGCCGCGCUGAACACCACGGGAGGGCCACAAAAGAGCAAUCGUGUCGAUGAAUUGAAAGAGAGCAUCUUGCAGAAAAAGGAAGCAAUGAAAGCUGCGGGUGGCUCACCAAGCAGACGCCCUGAGACUUCUGUUCAGGAAGAGAAGCCUGCUGAGCCAGUUCCGGAAGCAUUAGCACGACGUAAGACCCUGCACAGGACCGCUGCCUCGACGGAGAAGGUUGACGUUGUCAAAAUGUUUGACCCUCCAGCUAAAGCGUCGCCAUCAGCUGCUGCCCUAACCCCGUCUGAGAAGCCCACGCCGUCUAAGGAGGACUCACUGCCGCCUAGGGAGGAUCCAGCCAAGAAAUCAUCUGGAACCAGCCAGGCCAAGCUGAUGCAGAAUGAACGUGCUGAAGUGUCUGCCAGACCGGUCUCGCCAGAGAAAUUCGAACCAAAGCAAUCUGGGAAGGAGAAAGCCGAGAGCAAGGUCGAGCCAAUUUCGGUCAACAGUUUCAAAACCAUGCUGCCCGACAACAGCAAACUUGCGGCACGUCUGAAUCCUGCGCUGGCCGGCAUCUUGUCACGAAGUGGUAGUCCCAAACUACCUGGAGAUUCAGCAUCCAACGGUAACAGUGAGCUGCCGGUUCGAGAAACGGAGCAGGCUUCCCGCAAAGGUGCAGCUGAUUCUUCUCAAGACUUGACCCAUAUGACGAAAGCCCGAGCAAAGGGACCGAAGAGGAGGGCGCCAAAGGCCAGCUCCUCAUCGAAAGAAGCAACCGAGCUCGAUGUGCAGAAGUCCGAGGCGCCAUCAGCCUCUACAAGAGCAGAGAAGACCUCAACCCAGGACUCUUUCAGGGAGAAUCCCGCAAUGAUAACGUCGCAGCCUCUAAAUGCACUUAAGGGGAUCGCCGAAAAGUUCAAUGGCUCUGCCAAGUCGACCGAGGCUUCGUCCAGUCCUCUACCGAAGCCCAAGCCACCCGUAGCAAAUAAGUCUAUGGAGGUGCGCAAGGUCUCAAGCACGGGUACACCGUCUAUGAAAGAUAGUCCUGCGCCUGCAAAGUCACCUAGCCCAAAGAAAUUUGAAGUGCUGAACGAUCGGACGGUACCUGUAUUCACACCACCAGAGCUCGAUGGUGUAAGGGAGACCGCACCAAUCACGCCCCGCAAAGCCUCAAACCGGCCACUGACGCCUAGUACAUCGAAACUGAACACCACAAAGCCUCCCAGGCCUCUUCCUGAUAGCCCAGCCAAACCUACGACAGUGACUCCUUCUAAGAUUAGUGGGCUUGGAUUGCAGCUGGGCUCCGCGACAAAAGGCACGGCUGCUGCGCCAGUACUGACACCUCCACCUGAGAGGGAAUUUGCUUCCAAUCGUGCAGAGCCCUCUCCUCGAAAGGGGGUUUCACCUUCAAAGUCAUCUUCUUUCAUAAAGCCUCGGCUUGAGGGCUUCUUUGGCAUCCUACCUCAAGCGAGAGACGCAGCUGAAUUCGACACGGAAAAAUUCCUCUCUUCGCAGCGUAAGCCACAGGAAAAGUCGAGGACACUUUCGAAUCAAAUCUGGGAAGUGACGGGUGACGGUAAGAGAACAGCUAUGCCACCUCAGCAGGAGCAUAUUCUAUUCGAAGACUGCAUGUAUCUUUCCGUGCAUUCAAUGCAAUCGUCCAACGGCUCGAAGACGUCCGGGGUCUACCUUUGGAGCGGGGAUGAAGUUCCCGAGGCUGCCGUCGAAGACGCUCAACUAUUCUGCAGGAGGAUUGCGCGCGACAACAACGCCAAACUGGAAGUUGUGAGACAAGGGAAAGAGAGCUCGGAAUUCUUCCAGGCGCUCGGUGGUAUUGUCAUCGUAAGGAGAAACAAGUCUUCGGCGCUGUACAUGCUAUGCGGUAGACGGCAUCUCGGGCAUGUUGCGUUUGAUGAGGUUGAGCUCUCAAGCUCCAGCCUCUCGUCCGGAUUUCCUUUCUUAAUAUCUGCCAAAUUUGCCAAAUUCUAUCUUUGGAAAGGGGUGGGUGCCGAUCAGGAGGACGUUGGUUGCGCGAGACUAAUAGGCAUGGACCUUGGUCUUACUGGGGAGAUUGAAGAAGUCACCGAAGGCGAAGAACCAUCCACUUUCUGGGAGGCGUUCCCAUCUCGUUCCCCAAGGAAGCCGAGCACAGGAAAAGGCGCCAGCCCGAGCCAAGCUCGAAGCCAGGGGCCCAAGCUAUAUCGACUCGAACACGACAGACCGAAAUCAGCCGGCAAUUUCGGGGGUCUCAGAUCAGCAUCACCUCCAAAGCAGUCCAACGUUGCGGUGGUGGAGGAGAUUGCUCCUUUCAACCAGAGAGACCUGGAUUCCCACAACAUUCAUCUUCUUGACAUGUAUGAUGAGGUUUAUGUACUUGUUGGAGCUACUGCCAGGAAGCCGGCAGAAUUUGUGACGGCGAUACGAGUCGCAGAAGAGAUCGCGGUGCUUGCGCCUUCUAUACAGGAUCGGCCAGUCUUACCGGUAUGUUAUGUGGUCCUGGGUGAUCCUCCUCAAAAAGUCAAAGACGUGUUUCGGAAGUGGAGGCCAGAUCGAUCAGCGACACAGGUUGAUCCACUAUGUGUACGAGUUGAUGAGAUUUUGCACGAGCUGGGCAUCACGAUGUAA